UUGCACUCAGGUCAUACAAAACAACUGGUCCUAUACGGAACUCGAGACGGUAGACUUGGCCUCAUUGACCUGAAGCCGAAACAAGGCGAUAUUAAGUGGGAGAUAAACACGAAAAGCACUGGAGAACUGCGUAGAAAACGCUUUCUUCUAGCGAUUACCGCCAUCACAUGUUACCACUUCACCCAUUCUGAUCAUCCUGACAUCCUGAUCGGGAAGGAUGACGGGGCUGUGGAGAUUUACGUGGUGGACAGCGAGGAUAAUUGCACAUUCGCUGGAUCCUAUUUACGUAUAAAUAGGCUGCAACGUUUCGAAGAAUUCUUUAUAAACUGCGACGAAUCAAUCACGUCUAUUGGAUGCGGUCGUAUAACCCGCGAAGAUGAGGAAGAAAUUGUGAUUUGCACUUAUACAGGUUGGCUAUUUGCGCUGGCGCAGUCGAAAGGUGCAGCUUCCGCAGUAACACCAAAAGCUGCCAGUGUCAACGUCAAAGUGCAGCAAUUAAGAAGUGAAAUCGAAGAGUUAGAGACCAAACUCAAUGAGGAGCGGACUCGCUAUGGAGAGCUCACGAAGAAAGGUGGCAACCAAGCCGCUUACAUACCUACUUUUCAGAUACACGAUUCUUUCGAGUUCUCGCCACAGCACAACGCAUAUUCCCUCACGAUCGAACUGGUCCUGCCAAUAGAUUUUAUUAUCGUGCAGGUGAGGAUAUUAGAGGGUAGGGUAGCUACGAAGAUACGGUAUAUCUCCUGCAACUUAUUUGUACCCUGGAAAGCCUUUUGUAUGAGCGAUUUCUUGCUUGAAAGAGCGAGGUGAGA
Molecule: messenger RNA, 812 nt
Organism: Cylicostephanus goldi
Lineage: Eukaryota; Metazoa; Nematoda; Chromadorea; Rhabditida; Strongylidae
Source: the annotation of a GenBank genome assembly